CUGAACUGGGCCAAAACUUCCACUUUUAGAGCUUUUUUGCAUCUCGGAGCUGCUUGGUACUACCCAGAUCCUGAAAAUCCUGAAAACUCUAUCUACGACUACCUCAUAAGCAUGGAUCUAAAAGGAAUGAUUGUGAAGACUGUCGCUAAUCAGGCACUUGGAAAGUUUGUUUUGAGCGACGUGGAAAGUAAUCGAGUACACGCCCUAAAACUAGCUGCGCAACAUUCCUGA
Molecule: messenger RNA, 231 nt
Organism: Strongylus vulgaris
Lineage: Eukaryota; Metazoa; Nematoda; Chromadorea; Rhabditida; Strongylidae
Source: the annotation of a GenBank genome assembly